Messenger RNA from Salvelinus sp. IW2-2015, 1221 nucleotides. Its product is annotated as ETS translocation variant 5. Gene Ontology annotation, biological process: regulation of transcription by RNA polymerase II; cell differentiation. Gene Ontology annotation, cellular component: nucleus. Gene Ontology annotation, molecular function: DNA-binding transcription factor activity, RNA polymerase II-specific; sequence-specific DNA binding. Lineage: Eukaryota; Metazoa; Chordata; Actinopteri; Salmoniformes; Salmonidae. The coding region runs from base 1 to 960 and encodes 319 amino acids. The transcript has 6 exons. The record is from RefSeq and is a predicted model, not a curated record.
AUGAACUUGGCUGAGAAGUUCCAGCGGCAGCUCUCUGAGCCAUGUCUGCCUUUCCCUCCGCCUGACGGUGCCGCCUGUACCCCUUACCCCCCUCAGCCCCAUCACCCCCACCGGGCCCCCCUGUCCCGGGACGGCCGCCCCAUCUACCAGCGGCACCUGUCAGAGCCCUUGGUCCUCCUCCCUGCUCAGGGCUUCAAGCAGGAGCUGGUGGACCUCCGCUACACCGAGCAGGGGGUCCCUACCAUGGGCCCUCCCCGCACCCCGUUCCAGGGCCUCUCUAUCAAGCAGGAGCCCCGGGAUUUCUGCUUUGACCAAGAAAUGCAGAACUGCCCGUCUUCUUUCAGGAAGUCCUGUAACUUCUACCAAAACAAUGAUGGGUUGGUCUACGACGGAGAGCCUCAUCUGUACAGCGACGACACAUGCGUGGUUCCAGAGAGACUAGAAAGCAAGAUCAAGCAGGAGGCCGGAGUGUUCCGUGACGGACCGCCCUACCAGCGCCGAGGUUCCCUGCAGCUCUGGCAGUUCCUGGUCACGCUGCUGGACGACCCGGCCAAUGGUCACUUCAUCUCCUGGACCGGCCGCGGCAUGGAGUUCAAACUCAUCGAGCCCGAAGAGGUGGCUCGRCGCUGGGGCCUCCAGAAGAACCGGCCUGCCAUGAACUACGACAAGCUGAGCCGCUCUCUACGCUAUUACUAUGAGAAGGGCAUCAUGCAGAAGGUGGCUGGAGAGAGGUACGUGUACAAGUUUACGUGUGACCCCGAGGCGCUCUUCUCCAUGGCCUUCCCUGACAACCAGAGGCCCAGCCUGAAGCAGGACCCGGACUGCCUGCCACCGUCUGCGGGGGAGGACGACACCACCGUGCCCCUGGCCCACUACGCGGAUGGCUGUGGCCCCUACCUGGCCGACGGAGGGGAGCGGUGCGUCUCGUUACUGGGCUUCCCCGAUAACUAUUCAUUCUGAAUGUUCUGACUAAUGACGGAAUAAAGACAGCUGUCAUCUGGUACCCUGCCACACCCCUACCCUAACCCRAACUCUCGUCCCCUAACUACACACCACUACCCUACCCUUUGUCCCAUAACUAUACACUCCUACCCUUCUCCUCAUCCCCUAACUACACACCACUACCCUACCCCACAUCCCAUAACUACMSACCCAGAGCCCAAACCCUAGUCUCAUAACUACAGACCCAGAGCCCAAACCCUAGUCCCCUAACUACACACC